AUGACGGGCAACGGAAUUGCAGAGGAAGAUGAUCUCCCCAGCAGGAUGCUGCUCAAGAAAGCCAGUCAUGUAUGGGCUGGCCAGGAGAUCCAGACCCUGUGGGAUGCCUGGAUCUCGCAGCUGCUUAUUGGACAGCUCCAACGGGAUGGAGACCCUGUAGACCAGAAGUGUCAAAUGGGGGCCACCAGACCUCAUGCAGUCAGGAUAUCAGAUCUAGAGAGGAAGAUGGUUGAGGACACCCUUCUUGAGACAUUUCAAAAGAACAAAUUGGAAAUAGCCAAGGCAGUAUCUACCCCUUCUCCUUUCCUGGAGAUGCUGCGAGACCACUCUCUUAUCCCUGAGAAAAUGUACCAUCGUGCUCAGGAGGAGUACCAAAAAUUGGUCCCUAUGGACAGGGGGUCCCUAUGUACAUACAGCAUCCUCAUGGAGCUGGAGAAGAAUUUCAGCACCAAGAUCCUGGCAGUCUUGUUCCACCCCGCCAACCUGCAGGAGUACCCACCAUUAGCCCAAAUCCAAAAGCACUUCAAAGAUGUCCCUCUAGAUGAAUCAGCAUCAGAAGCCAGUGUGAGGUCUCCUGUUCGGAGGAGCAGCCUUGAUGAGAGGGCAUCAGCUGUCAGUGCACCUCAAAGUUCUGUCCAAGGCUCCUCAGAGAAGUGCAGCAAGAUGGCAGAAGGGACGUGGUUAACCCUGAGGGAGUCUGAAAUCAAAGGCAGCUGCGAACUUGCCAAACACUGCAAGAAGACCAUCUCCAGCAGCUGCUACACGCUGCACUACCUCAAGAACGUAAGGCCUCGAGCUCCCCGCCCCUGGCCGCACCUGGAGCUGGCCGCGGUCCAAGACCGCACAGGGAUGCCACGCCUGGCCCCUUGGUCAGCCAAGGAGAGGCCACAGGCAAGGGGACCCUUCUCAUUAACUUUUUGUCCCUUUCAGAAAAAAUUUAUACUUGGUCCUCCAAGAACACUUGGCAAGAGAAAAAAGAUCCUCCCUGCAGGUGAAACUAGAAGACAGCCAAAAGUCAAGAAAGGGACACCUUUUUGUCAGGCUGCACCUGCCCAGAAUGCAGCUCCAUCUGAACCUCAGAGAAGUUGCUUCCAGAAAAAGAAGCACGUACCAGGAAAGACUCUUCUGAGCAGGUCCUGCUUACCAGCAAGAAGAGGAGUAGUUUCACUGGCUGACCGACCAAAGUACCAGGCCCAACUCCAAGCCAGGAAAUGGAUUUCUGUGGUGUGCAGACUGGACAAUGGGCGCCUGUACAAGGAUGAAUUUGUCUCACUCUACAGGGGAAAAUGCAUCCUGACAGAGAGAGGGUGGUGCACCCCACUAGAGUUUUUGGCCAUAGACCCUGAGUUUGAUACUGCCACCUGGACCCAAAGCAUCCACAGUGGUGGACUGACCCUGCAGACACUGAUUGAAAACAAGAUCUUGAAGCUUCACCCGCACACCUGCUCCUGUGACAUCUGCAAGGAGGAGGACCCCUUUCCAGAGAAUGAUAAUGAGUGUUUCAUGUGUAAAGAUGGAGGUGAGCUAUUCUGCUGUGACUCAUGUCCCAAAUCCUUCCACAGGGACUGCCAUAUCUCCAGUGUCUCAUCAGAGAGUAGUGCUGAGUGGAACUGCACUUUCUGCAUAAUAAGGAAGAAUAAGGAGAAGGAAGGUCUAGAGAACAACCACUACCAGCAAGAGUUUAUGGCUAUGAAGCAGCAGAUGUAUCCUGAGCAGCAGCUGAAAUGUGAGUUUCUCCUGAUGAGAAUGUACUGCUGCAGAGAAAGCUUCCUCUUUACUGGAGAUCCAAGCCACUGCAAGGCGUAUUCCCCGCUUGUCAGAAAACCCAUGUGGCUAGACAAGGUGAAGAAGCGUCUCAAUGAUGAGACUUAUAAUACAGUGGAGGGCUUUGUCCGGGAUAUGCGCCUGAUUUUUUACAACUGCAAGAAAUUUAACAAGGACAACCACUUUGGUUAUCUGGGAGCAAAGUUGGAGACAAAGUUUGAGAGGGAUUUCAAAGCAGUCUUUGAUAUUAAGGGAGCAGGUGAAGAAGAGAGGCGACUUUUGUUUCCAUGACUCCCUCCCUCCAAUCCUAGGCUUUGUUCAGGUCCUCUUCAGUUAGGAAUAUUGGAAAUAAAUAAAAUUUUGACACAAGAGUGGGUGAAGAAAAGUUUUAUUGCAACUCUCGAGAGGCAGACUACCCAUGCUGGAAUGCAAGGGGGCAUAGAUGACAGAAGCAGAGCAAGCUUUUAUAAGGUUAAUCAUUCCUGGUCCAUCCCUUCAAAGCUGGAAUUGGUCCCAGCUCUUCACGCUACAAUCUCCAUUACCCAUUGCUCCUUGACAUGAUCUCCCUCCUGG
This is a messenger RNA of Trichosurus vulpecula (common brushtail), 2337 nucleotides long. Its product is annotated as nuclear body protein SP140-like protein. The record is from RefSeq and is a predicted model, not a curated record. Gene Ontology annotation, cellular component: nucleus. NCBI's taxonomy places the organism in Eukaryota, Metazoa, Chordata, Mammalia, Diprotodontia, Phalangeridae. The coding region runs from base 1 to 2055 and encodes 684 amino acids. The transcript has 19 exons. Gene Ontology annotation, molecular function: DNA-binding transcription factor activity, RNA polymerase II-specific; protein binding; DNA binding. Gene Ontology annotation, biological process: regulation of transcription by RNA polymerase II.